AUGGCUGAAAUUUCAGAGCCAGAAGGCACUGUAAACUGGAAGGAAAGAUGUUUAACUCUGGAGUCACAGUUAAUGAAAUUUCGUCUCCAGGCAAGCAAGAUCAGAGAAUUGUUAGCAGAAAAGAUGCAGCAGCUUGAGAAACAAGUUAUAGAUGCUGAUCGUCAAGCAGAGAGAGCUUUUCAGCAGGUACAGGUCAUGGAAGAAAAAUUAAAAGCAGCUAAUGUUCAAACGAGCGAAUCAGAAACCAGGUUGUAUAAGAGGUGUCAAGAUCUGGAGCUCCUGAUACAAGAUAAAAAUGACAUAAUACAAAAAUUGGAGCAACAACUGGAAGAACAGAAGCAAGUAAGAUUGCAAGAAGCAAAAAUCAUAGAAGAAAAAGCAGCUAAAAUAAAAGAAUGGGUGACAGUCAAGCUCCAUGAGUUAGAGGUGGAAAAUCAGAAACUUCGCUUGAUCAACCAAAAGCAAACCAAAGAGAUGAAAACAGUACAAUCUAAACUGCAAGAAGCUACGGGCAAGAAAUCUGUUACUUCAACACAAAAACCUGGAGAGUGCCAGCGACUAAGCAGUUUGACAUUUGGAUGCUUUUCAAAUAGAGCAAGAAGUCCUCAACCAUCUCCUAAGUUUGAAGAAAUAAGCAAGUCUUCAUCUAAAGAGUCAGACUACACUGAAGGCGAAAACAUGCUAGAGAAGGAUAUCCUGGAAACUACCUUUGCUGGUCCUGCACUUGAAAGCAAUACAGGUCAGAAGUCAUUGCAACAAAGUUCCUCUGGAUCAGAGCAGAACAAAAAUGUGAGAACGAGCUGUUCAUCCAAAGAUAUAGACAGCGACAUGUCAAAGAACUCCUGCACUACCGGGAGUGACUGGAGCUCAGACGAGGAUGGAGGAGAAAAUAAAGGAUUGAAAUCCAGGUGUGCAUCGACUCUCUCAAGCCACACAUCUGAAGAGAACGCAAGGUACAGUAGAAUGGGGAGUGAAAUGUAUUUGACAGCAUCUGAUGACAGUAGUUCUCUAUUUGAAGAAGAGAGUUUUGGUGUUCAGAGGACUCAGCACAAGAAUUUGUACUCCUGGCAGCAAGGGUGCCAAAGAAAAGGCCAGAACAAUCCAGGUGGAAAGUGCAACUCAGACUUCACAAGUAAAAAGAAAGACCAAGAUAGUUCUUCAGAUGAACUCAAUAAGAAGUUUCAAUCUCAGAGGCUAAACUAUUCAUCCUCAUCUAGUGAGGCAAAUACCCCAAGUCCAAUUUUAACCCCUGCUCUGACACCAAAACACCCAAUUCUAGCAACUUCUGCAGGUUCUCCAUGCACAAUGCCAUCAGAUUCUCCCUCAAAUUUGCCACCUCCAAAGUUACGGACUCCUAAUGUGUUUAGUACAAAUUCAGCAUUAGCAAAGAAACAUCUAAGCCAGCCCCAGCUGAGUUCUGACAGAAUGUUUGGUAGAAAUAGAAAUGCCAUAAGCAUGAUACGUCCAUGGAGACCUCAGGAAACAGACAUUGAUCUGGUGGAUGGAGAAGAUAGUGGUAUUUUAGAGAAAAUGGAGAUUGGCUGUGAUGGAGUGUUUACCUAUGACUGCACUGAAGCACAAAAUUCUGAAGCCCAAGAACUUUGUGAUACAACAAAAAAAGGUGCUAGCAACAAACCUCCAACCCCUCCAUUACAUCGAUUUCCUUCCUGGGAAAGCAGAAUUUAUGCUGUAGCCAAAUCUGGUUUAAGGAUGUCUGAAGCUUUCACCAUGGAAUCUCUUAACAAAAGUGCUGUUUCACUAACUUCAUACUCCAUAUCCAGAUUAUAUACAUCCCUGAUAUAUAAGAACAUGACCACUCCUGUCUACACCACUUUGAAAGGGAAAGCAACUCAAAUAAGCAACAGCCCAUUUAUAGAUGAGUCGUCAGGAUCUGAGGAAGAAGACAGCUCUCGGUCCAGCUCAAGGACUUCUGAGUCUGAUUCUCGAAGCAGAAGUGGUCCGGGUAGUCCUCGGGCUAUGAAACGAGGGGUGUCUCUGUCUUCUGUGACCUCAGAAGGUGACUAUGCUAUUCCUCCAGAUGCAUGUUCAGUAGAUACAGACUAUUCGGAGCCAGAGCAGAAACUUCCUAAGACCUCCUCCUCAUCUAGUGAUAAUGGAAAAAAUGAACCUUUGGAAAAAUCUGGAUAUCUGUUAAAAAUGGGUGGUAAAGUAAAGACCUGGAAACGACGGUGGUUUGUGCUUAAAGGAGGUGAAUUACUAUACUACAAAUCUCCAAGUGAUGUCAUUCGAAAACCUCAAGGUCAAAUUGAGCUAAAUGCAUCUAGCCACAUUGAAAGGGGCGAUGGAAAACAAACAAUUCAGCUGACCACAGAAAAACGAACAUACUACCUGACUGCAGAUUCUCCCAACAUCUUAGAAGAAUGGAUCAAAGUACUACAGAAUGUUCUCAAAAUACAGGCUGCCAGCCCACUUUUCAUACAGUCUGAAAUCAAGCCAACCAUGAAAGGAUUACUUACAAAGGUGAAACAUGGAUAUUCCAAACGAGUUUGGUGUACCCUAGUUGGAAAAAUUCUGUAUUAUUUCCGUAAUCAAGAAGACAAGGUAUGUCCCUUACUUGUUUCCCCAGUGAAUGGAAGAUAA
Molecule: messenger RNA, 2601 nt
Organism: Phaethon lepturus (White-tailed tropicbird)
Lineage: Eukaryota; Metazoa; Chordata; Aves; Phaethontiformes; Phaethontidae
Gene: PLEKHH2
Product: pleckstrin homology domain containing, family H (with MyTH4 domain) member 2
Exons: 15
Coding region: 1-2601 (866 amino acids)
Biological process (GO): negative regulation of actin filament depolymerization
Cellular component (GO): cytoplasm
Molecular function (GO): actin binding
Source: RefSeq, a predicted model, not a curated record